Blepharisma stoltei is the source of this 1056-nucleotide messenger RNA. The record is from the annotation of a GenBank genome assembly. Lineage: Eukaryota; Ciliophora; Heterotrichea; Heterotrichida; Blepharismidae.
AUGGAUAUAUGACGAUUUUGUUUGGUUUCAUUUUCUAUUUCCAUGAUAUCAGCUGCAGAAUUUUUCCCUGAAUUUUUGGGAAAUCCAAACUGUCCUGCCUACACAUGCAAGACUAGCAGCCAGCAGUUUUUGAAUACCACAUGCAUAUUUUUUACCCCAACAGCCUCGACUCCUACAUAUUUUGUAAAUCCAUGCACAUCUUUGAAGCUGCCUUACUGUCAGCCUUCAACUGAAAGCAAUUCUACAUGUGGCGCUGCAAAUCCUACCCCACCAGUUAAUGCUUGGCCUGGAGAAAAAUGCUCAACGUCAGCUGACUGCAGUUCAUAUGCAAAUCAAGGGUGCGUUAAAAAUGUAUGUAUGGGAGCAAGCCAAGGCGACGAAUGCAAGGUAAAUGAUGACUGCAACCCUGGAUAUCGGUGCUUAGGAGGAAUUUGCCAAAUACAGAUCCCUGUAGGAGGCACAGGAUGCACUAAUGAUUAUGACUGUGUGAAUGGUGCAGGAUGCAAUAUUGCUAAAACUUCUUCAGAAAGUAUAUGCUACCCUUAUUAUUCAAUUGCGCAACACUUGCCGGUUAAUUCUUGCUCGUCAAGUAAUCAGUCUAUGCUGUGUAAUUCAGGGCUGUGUAUGGCAAAUAAUGAAGGAUUUGAGUGUAUGGCGCCUGUACAGUCAAGCAAAUUGCCAGCAGCAUGCCAAUUAGAUAGUGAUUGUCAGUCAACAAGAGAUGAUUAUUUUCCUAAUGGAUAUUUAACUGGGACUUGCUAUUGUGGGUAUAAUCCUAAUUCAGCGAGUUAUUGCUCACUUUUUGCAGGGGAUAAACCAAUGCUGCAGAUGAUGAGCUAUCUUAAAUCGUGGGUGCAGUCUAAAUUUAUCCUUAAAUGCAACACAAUGAGGAGAUUUACUCCUGCCUGUAUAAGUAAUUGGUGGAAUACUAAGGAUUACAACUAUUACAUGUAUUACUAUCUGUCAGCUUAUUAUUAUCCUUUAAUUACCAAUGGAGAAUCAUGUGUCCAGCAAGUAUAUUUACCUCAGUGGUGGGCUGCAAAGAAUGCAAUUUAG